UGUGAUCCCUCUCAUCCGCUUGGCGCCACAUAUUCUCCCUGCAGCCGUAUCCACGGGAGCCUCUGGUCUCUCCCUGAUCCAUCGCUUGCCCACCACCACUGGCUGGCUGCCCAUGGCCUCCGAGGUGGCGCUCUCGCCGGCGUCCCGCCUGCCUUCCCUCUCCUCCAGGGCCAGGCCCUCCUCCGCCCUCGCCGCCCGUUCGUCGUCCCUGCCACGACCGGCGCUGAUCUCAAAGUCGCACCAGCACCGCCGCGCCGCGCUCCUCCUCCUCCGGCCCCGCGCCACCGACCAGCAAGGCCAGGUCCAGCAGCAGGAGGAUGAGGUGGUCGACAGCAACGUCCUCCCUUACUGCAGCCUCGACCGGAAGGAGAAGAAGACCAUCGGGGAGAUGGAGCAGGAGUUCCUACGAGCCUUGCAAUCCUUCUACUAUGAUCAGAAGGCCAUCAUGUCCAACGAGGAGUUCGACAACCUCAAGGAGGAGCUCAUGUGGGAAGGAAGCAGCGUCGUCAUGCUAAGUGCCGAUGAGCAAAGGCUGCUGGAAGCCUCCAUGGCCUACAUCGCCGGCAAUCCCAUCAUGACGGAUGCUGAAUUUGACCAGUUGAAGCUCAGAUUGAAGCAAGAUGGAAGUGACAUCGUGACAGAAGGUCCCAGGUGCAGUCUGCGGAGUCGAAAGGUUUACAGCGAUCUGUCUGUUGACUACUUAAGGAUGUACCUGCUGAAUGUUCCAGCAACUGUUGUUGCUCUUGGACUGUUCUUUUUCAUCGAUGAGUUGACUGGCUUUGAGGUCAAUGUGUUCCAGCUGCCAGAGCCUUUCGGUUUCAUUUUCACAUGGUUUGCUGCUUUACCACUGAUAUUGCUCAUAGCACAGUCGGUAACGAAUGCGAUAAUAAAGGACGUAUUAAUCCUGAAGGGCCCAUGUCCAAAUUGUGGUACUGAAAAUCUUUCCUUCUACGGGACGAUACUGUCGAUCGCCAGUGGCGGCACAACGAACAAUGUCAAGUGUGCAAAUUGCAAAACCGUGCUGGUAUAUAACUCGAAAACUCGGCUGAUCACGCUUCCAGAAUCAUGAAAGAAUAAAUUCUGAGGAUGAGCAAAUGAACUGCAUUUGAAGUCUGCAACGAGUGCUUGCUAGCUGAUGCUGUGUACUUAUGUAGUACUACUCCGUAGAAUUUAUUUUCUGUAGAUAUAUGUAAUCUGGAAUUGUGCCUGAUUGGCACGGAUGACUUGCAGAGUGUAUAGAAAACCUAGACGUAUGUGUUAUGUGAGGGUGAGCCUAUGACAUUAAACUGAAGAAAAAAGCAUUGCAGUUCUUGGCAUGCACUACGAAAAAAGAAAAAGGGAAAGCAAGGUGCGUGCUUGUAAGGCCCAUUAUAUUAUUCAUGUCUGGCCCAUGGGCCUACGGCCUUUCGAAAUCA
This is a messenger RNA of Brachypodium distachyon (stiff brome), 1415 nucleotides long. RefSeq names its product PGR5-like protein 1A, chloroplastic. Lineage: Eukaryota; Viridiplantae; Streptophyta; Magnoliopsida; Poales; Poaceae. Gene Ontology annotation, molecular function: oxidoreductase activity, acting on iron-sulfur proteins as donors. Gene Ontology annotation, biological process: photosynthetic electron transport in photosystem I. The transcript is spliced from 10 exons. The record is from RefSeq and is a predicted model, not a curated record. Bases 113 to 1069 code for a protein of 318 amino acids. Gene Ontology annotation, cellular component: chloroplast thylakoid membrane.